Messenger RNA from Spodoptera frugiperda (fall armyworm), 7392 nucleotides. RefSeq names its product fatty acid synthase-like. Gene Ontology annotation, biological process: fatty acid biosynthetic process. Gene Ontology annotation, molecular function: fatty acid synthase activity; oxidoreductase activity. The record is from RefSeq and is a predicted model, not a curated record. The transcript is spliced from 40 exons. The coding region runs from base 163 to 7128 and encodes 2321 amino acids. Lineage: Eukaryota; Metazoa; Arthropoda; Insecta; Lepidoptera; Noctuidae.
UAAAUGACCAGUUCAAAUCAUUAAGUCAUUAAUUUACAUACAAGUAAAUGUUUAUAUAUAAACCUAAUUGCUCAUGUACCCGCACAACGCUGGUACGUCCGUUAGAUUGUGUGCCCACAUCAAAAUCUUUAAAUAAGAAAGAAAAUCAAUCGGGCCACAAAGAUGACGCCGACACCCCAGGAACACGCGACGCAGGAGGAGAUCUCCACGGCCCCGGUGUUCGAUGGCGAGAGGAUCGUCAUCUCCGGCAUGUCGGGGCUCUACCCGGACUCCCACAGUGUCAGCGACUUGUCCGACAUCUUGUACAACAAGAUCAACCCUGUGUCGGAGAAAGGGUUGCGGUACAAGUUCAGUCACCCUGAAGUGGUGCAGCACUCGGGCUCCGUGCCUGGGCUUAACUACUUCGAUGCCCAGUUCUUCAAGGUGCACUACCGACUUGCCAACUGCAUGGACCCUAUGGCCCGCAAGAUCUUGGAGCAAUCUUACCAGGCCAUCUAUGAUGCUGGAAUAAACCCGGAUGAUCUGUCUGGAAAGAAGGUUGGUGUGUACAUCGGCACGUGUUUCUCUGAAGCCGAGAAGGCUUGCUUCUACGAAGCUGCUUCCCGAUCUGGAUUUGGUAUUGCCGGUUGCAGUAAAACUAUGUUCGCCAAUCGUAUAUCUUACUGGCUGAACGCGAAGGGCCCGUCAAUGUCGAUUGACGAGGCGUGCUGCAGCUCUACUGCAGCGCUUGAGCAGGCCUACCUUGCUAUGAGCCGUGGUGACUGUGAGGCUGCUAUCGUUGGAGGUGCCUACUUGUGUCUGCAUCCUCAGUCUUCUGUGCAUUACGGAAGAAUCAUGAACCUGUGCCAGGAUGGAAAGACAAAGUCUUUCGAUGAGAAUGCCAAUGGUUGUGCCAAGUCUGAAGCCAUCAACGUGCUGUUCCUGCAGAAAGCUAAAGAUGCGUUGAGAAUCUACGCUAACGUAUUACAUGCCAAAUCGGAGUUCACUUGCAUUCUGCCUGGAGAGACUGGACCUCGGUACGGUUUCUACAGAGACGUUGACAUGUCUGUCGACUUCAUGAAGAAGUUCUACGAGGAAGCGAGGGUCCCCGCAGAAGCUAUUGAGUAUGUCGAAGCUCUUGGAUGUGCCGUGAAGGAGGCCGACAAAGUGGAGCUGCAGGCUAUUGAGAAGGUGUUCUGCAACGAGCGGGAAGAUCCUCUCCUCAUCGGCAGUGUGAUGUCCAACAUUGGGUACAACGAAGCCGCUUCUGGUAUCACUGCCAUUACAAAAGUACUGUUGGGCUACCACACUGGUAAGAUAGCGGCCAACCUCCACUGCGACAACCCUCGUCAGGACGUGGUAGCAAUACGUGAGGGUCGCAUGCGCGUCGUCACGGAGCACCAGAGCUUCAAGCGCACGUACGUCGCCGUCAACGGCAUGUCCGUCACCGGAGUCAACUCGCACGUGCUCUUACACGGACACUGCAAACCUAAGGACCCGAGCCGCUACAAGUCCAGCAUCGCUCACCUGGUGACAAUAUCAGCGCGACACGAACAGGCCGUGACCUACAUGUUGGACAAUUUGAAGGCCAACCCCAUCGACCCUGAACAGCUGAGGCUGCUGCACAACAUUCACUCCAAUAACAUUUCUGGACACUUGGGAAGGGGAUUUGUCAUUCUAGAUACAAAUGAAGAACAGAAGACAGUAUGCCUCUCGGAGAAGUCUGAGUACUUCGACAACGCUCGUCGUCCGCUUUGGUUCGUGUACAGCGGUAUGGGCUCCCAGUGGGCUGGUAUGGGCACGCAACUCAUGCGCAUCCCUAUCUUCGCUGCGGCUAUUGAGAGAUGCCGCAAAGCUUUGGAACCGAAGGGCAUUGACAUAGUCGACAUUAUUACGUCAACUGAUGAGAAGACGUUCGACAACAUCCUGCACUCCUUCGUCGGUAUCGCCGCCAUACAAAUCGGUCUCACCGACAUCCUGCGUGAACUUGGACUUAAGCCUGAUGGAAUUAUCGGUCACAGUGUAGGAGAGCUGGGUUGUGCAUACGGUGACGGUUGCUUGACUGCAGAAGAGAUGAUCCUGUCAGCCUACAGCCGAGGUCUCGUGUCCCUGGAGACUCCGUUCAUCCGUGGAUCCAUGGCUGCCAUUGGUCUUGGAUAUGAACAGAUCUUGCCGAUGUGCCCACCAGAGAUCCAGGUCGCUUGUCACAAUGGACCUGAAUCCAGUACCAUUUCUGGACCUGCUGAGAUCAUGCGCGAGUUCGUGGGACAGUUGACUGCUAAGGGAAUCUUUGCUAAGGAAGUCCCAUGCUCCAACAUCGCGUACCACUCCCGGUACAUCGCUGAAGCUGGUCCUAAACUACUCGAAUACCUCUCUGAGGUGAUCAAGGACCCGAAACCUCGAAGCGAGCGUUGGAUCUCAUCUUCGGUGCCACAAGACAAGUGGGACGAACCGAGCGCCAAACUCUGCUCCGCCGAGUACCACACUAACAAUCUGCUGAGCCCGGUGCUGUUUGAGGAAACUUCAAGGCUGAUCCCCAAUGACGCCGUGUUGGUGGAGAUAGCUCCCCACGGUCUGCUGCAGGCCAUCCUCAAGCGCUCGCUGCACCCCAACUGCAAGAACAUCGCUCUGACCAGGAGGAAGCAUCCUGACAAUACGUUCCUGCUCCUUGAGGGUAUUGGCAAGUUGUUCAUGGAGGGUUACAAUCCCAAAGUCAACGUCUUGUACCCAGAAGUAGAACUGCCAGUGUCUUCUGGUACGCCCUUCUUGUCUCAUCUAGUGAAAUGGGCUCACGCCGAGAAAUGGCCCAUGCCCCUUUUCCGUACAGCCAGUAGGAAGGCAGCCGCUACCUGUGACUACGUGACCUCACUGCAGGAUGUCGAGAGUGCAUACUUACAGGGACAUGCGCUGAGAGGACACACGGUGUAUCCGUUCUCGGCCACCCUGAUGCUGGUCUGGGACAUCUUCGCGAUGACAGUGGGAGUCCCGAGGAAACAGAUCUCCGUGGAGUUCCGCAACUUGCACCUGUACUCGCAGCCGAUAAUGCACGACCAGCGGCAGCUGCGUCUCAGUAUGUGCUUACACAGGGGAGCUGGAAUGUUUGAAAUUCUAAAUGAAGAUAUCAAGCUAGUAAUUGGAACCAUUGUGGCUCUGGAGUCUGAAGACGUAAAGAAAACCCAAACUGUCACCGAGGUGGACACCAAGGUCAACAUCGAUCUGACUGCUGAUGAUGUGUACCGUCUACUCAGGGAUAGAGAUUACUCGUACAGUGGUGAGUUCCGUAGCAUCGAGGGUGUAAAUGCAUCCAUGACGGAAGCUUCGUUAAUAUGGAGAGACAACUGGGUGACCUUCAUCGAUGGCCUGCUGCAGCUCAACAUGCUGAGACAGAAGCACGAGGGUGUCUCCAUCCCGACCCAUGUCAGAAACAUGACCAUCAACAUUCAAAAACACCAGGAGAUUGCUGCCAAGUCCUUCGUCUCUGACUACAAAGUUUUGAUGAAGGCAGAGGUUAUUGAGAAUAUGAAUAUGACUAAAUGCGGUGGUGUGACCAUCAGUCACAUCAAAUUGGAGAAUUUGCCUCCCAUGGUAAACAGAGACAUGACAUUGAAGGCUUUGAAGUUCGUCCCGAAUUCUCAAGCAGCACUUGAUAUUUCAACUUCAUUAGAAGUUUAUUUACAAACAGUAGCAGAGAAUGUUAACAAAAACGAUUUGAAAGUGAUUGGUAUAGUGAAUCAACCAGUGAGGGGAUUACUUUUCAAUGAAGUAAAUAAGGCCAUCAAGAACAUUUUCGGUGUCAAUGUAACCUACGAUGAAAUCACGCGGGAGGCUGCACUAAAGAAUCAAAACCUGAAAGAUUUUGAUCUGGUGCUGGUCCAAAACCUCUCUACAGAGGAUGGGCUCUGCCAGCUCCUCCACCGUGCUCUGCAAAAGGACCAAUUCUUAAUUAGUGAAGAGGACCUCACCUUCGGAGGUCGCACUCGCCCCUCCUCACUGUACCGUGUACUCUCCGUCCACAACAUCUUUGAGAACGGCGAGAAACAGUCCCUCCUCCAGCUGAUCCGUUGGGGACCAGCGACCGCAGAAGCUACUGCUACCGUGACCGUGCGCUCAGCUGCAGAUAUCUCACUCCUCGUCUCCACGCGGAACAAUCUGCCCGCGGGCCACCGGCUCCUGAUCAUUGCACCUUACCCAACUGUAUCGGGGCUUAAAGAGCUCGUAGCUAAAUGGCGCAAUGAAGCCAGUCGGAACAAGAUCCACCUCAUCAUGGUCGCGGAAGACAGCUAUGAAAGAUUCUAUGUCGAUGAUGUUCCCGAUAUCGACCUGGCGUACAACGUCUUGGAUAAUGGCAAAUGGGGAGGAGAAAACUACGUGUCGUUGGAGGAGAAACCGACAGUGAGCCCGAACGUGACGCUGCAAUGCUCCCAGAUCGGUGAUUAUGACACCCUCACCUGGGUGGAAGCUCCUGAACUUACCAAAUCUGGCAUAGCUGUAAAGGUGCAAUAUGCUAGCAUUAAUUACGAUGAUGUUAAGAAAGCAAGCGGAUCUUUGUUGUACAAGGAGAAUCUGAAGAAUGCUUUCGGUAUGGACUUCAGUGGAACCACCAAGAGUGGUGAGCGCGUGAUGGGCCUAGUCCCGUGCGGCGCGGCGAGCAGCGUGGUGCACGCGCGGCCGGAGCUGCUGUGGCCGGUGCCCGCGCACUGGACGCUCGAGGACGCCGCCACCGUGCCGCUGGCCUACGCACACGCACUCUACUGCUUGGGAAUUAAAAGCCGUAAAGUAGUAACAGACAACAUGAGCGUGCUGGUGCACGGUGGAGCUGGUGCCUUCGGGCAGGCCGUCAUAUCUAUAGCCUUGGCGUACGGAUACGAGGUGUUCACCACCGUCAGUGACACGCGCAAGAAACAUUUCCUGCGCAAACUGUUCCCGGCACUAAAAGCGGAAAACAUCGGUAAUUCCCGCGACAACAGUUUUGCUGACAUGGUGAUGACUGCAACCAAAGGAACCGGCUGUAACAUCGUCAUCAGCUCCCUGGCAGAGUUGAAGGCGCCUUCAAUCAACUGCGUCAGGAGUCUGGGUUCAUUCAUUGACACCUCCCAGCUGCACAACCACGACGUGUUCUCGUACGGAAUGUACAGCAUGACCAUGGACCGCUCCUACUCUGCCGUGGACAUCUCCUCCAUAUACAACCCUGCCAAUAUUGAGGAUGCCAAGUUUGUUCAACGUAUGUUGAGUGAGGGUAUUGCCCGUGGCUACGUGCGUCCCCUGUCCCGUGUCACGUACGCGCCCCACGACGCGCCGAGUGCGUUCCGUCUGCUGGCGGGCAGCAAGCACCGCGGCCGGGUGCUGCUGAACAUUGGAGAAUAUACACUACAGGCUCAACCCAGGCUCACCUGCAGCGCUGACCGCACCCACCUGAUACUCUGCAACGACGACACCUUCGGCCUGCAAAUUGGAGACAAACUGGUCGAACGCGGGGCCAAGAAGAUUUGUGUGCAUUACCAGAAACCUUCCAGCUACCUGCAGAUCAAAAUUAAGUCUUGGCAAGAGUCAGGCGUAGAAGUCGUGGUAUUUACCAAUGACUUGAAGAAAGAGGAUGAUCUCAGUGUUCUGCUGAACAAAGCUAAGGCGUUGGGUCCAGUGGAGGGCGUGUACGUGACGGUUGGAGACAAGCAGCAGGUUGUCGACGAAACCUUCCUCAGCAUACUCGACCAGGCGUCAAGGACACUUUGCCCGGAAAUUAAAUAUUUCGCAGUGCUCAGUACUGGUGAGAAUUCCAUCGGAAAGGAAGUAUGUCUUCGUCGCGCUAAGGACAACUUGCCGGCUACCAUACUGUCCCUACCAGAACUGACCAACGAUGUGACUGAAGGAGCAUGGUACCGAGGCGCGACGGAGGCUAUGGAGAGGGCGCUGCGUAGCUCGCACAAUGUCGUGCAGGCAACCACGGCGCCUGCGCAACAAGUCUCCCUGCUGCAGAAGAUCCUUGCUAUUGCUGGUAUAACUAAUGCCGAGAACCUCAACAAACAAACCACCUUCGAAGAAUUAGGCAUUGAUAAGGAAAAACUGACGAGUAUCUGCAUGUACCUGCGAAUUCAUUACCAUCUGGUCUUCGAAGAGUCCGAAUUGCUGGCUUUGACGAUCAAUGCUAUCGAUAAGUUUGAAAAAGCUAUCACCAAGUCGGAACUCAAUGAUGAGAAGGGCUUGGCGACAUUCUUCUCCUACGUGGACUCGGACGAACUUCUGGCCACAACUGACUUCGUAUUCCUACCGACACUUGUAAACGAUGCGGCUAUGAGAGACGACGAAUUCGACUCAAACCAGACGUACCUGUGCAUAAUCCCAGGCAUGGAGAGCCAUUACGAAAGGUUCCGCGUGCUCUGCGAGAGACUGAAGCUGCCGGCGCUCGUGCUGCAGCCUGGACUCGAUCUCUCCAACGAAACAGUACAACAAACCGCGGAAAGACUCGCUGAAGUGUUCUUGAAGAAGAUGGGAUUGAAGAACAACUUCUACCUCCUUGGAUAUGAAAGUGGAAUAUUUAUUGCAUUAGAAAUGGCUGCCAUUUUAGAAAAGAAUGGUUUGACUGGAACCGUCUACUGCCUUGGGUUCGCACCUGAUGAGUUCGUGCUGAGACUAGAGGAUCAACUCGCAGAAUACAAGACUAAAGAACAACUGGAAGACGCAGUAGCCAAACACAUGUACUCCAUCAUGACGGGAGGCGACACCACCGGAGUCGACGAAGUCUUGCAAGCAGCCAACACGUGGCCGCAGAAAGUGGACGCUUGCGUGCGCAACUUGCUGGGACGCGUGUCGCAUUCAGCGCAGUAUGCGCGCGCCUUGAUUGAGUCGGCUCUCAGGCGCAUCGAAGGCACUCGCCACUACGUACCGCGCGUGCACGCGCUGCGUUCCCAGAUAGUGCUCAUGCGCGCUGCGUCCUCCCACGAGGCGCCCUCCCCCGCCGCCCUGCAGCGCCACUCGCAGCGCCCGGUCAUAGUACACCAACUGGACGCGCCUCUAGCACACGCGACCAAUGACCUCAACUGCGCCGUAAUCGUCAACACAUACUUGGACUCCACUAUUCAUGAAAUAUUCGAAAAGAAAAACCUUUGCAACACGUACCUUAUUAACGCUAACUCUUUCAUGGCCCUCGAUUAAUUUGAUUAACAAAUCAUCAUUUUAUUUAUGUCAUACAAUAAUAUUAGCUACCGGACAAUGUUACAUACACCUAAUACGUGCUACUACACAAGUACGUAUAUUUUAAUUUAUUGUAUAUUAAUUACGAGAGUUUAGACUUUGAUUAAAAUAUUAUAAUUAAUUGUAAGUAUUGUUACAAACAAGGGUCACUGAUUUAUUUAUGUACUUGGUCUAUGUAAGUUGCGGAAUUAUUUGUUGAUAUAAAUAAAUGUGAUGUUCAUUCUA